Messenger RNA from Porites evermanni, 3097 nucleotides. The record is from the annotation of a GenBank genome assembly. NCBI's taxonomy places the organism in Eukaryota, Metazoa, Cnidaria, Anthozoa, Scleractinia, Poritidae.
AUGAGCCUUCUUUCAAAAGUGUCAUUUUCGCGUUCGUUAGAACGCAUCCUAAUCUUGGUGUUCCUAUUGUACAAAGCCACAAAUUCUCGAGGUAUCACCGGCGACUGCCCAUUAGCCCCCCCUACUGGUUUUAUCAGGGGCAUCUCGGCCGGGAAACUGGACUUCUUUCGACUCGAUUUCGUUUCCGUAAGUGACAAACGCGGAUCCACUAGUAGACAGAAAUAAAGCUCUUUACAAACAGUGACAGUUUCUCUAUAAAUUCCUCUGCAAUGCCAGUGACUUUGCUUAUGCUCUCACUGGGUACUAGUGUUCUUUAGAUAUGCUAUGUUCCUCUUCAAAAUUUGCAUGUAGAAAGCGUGAAAUUCAACAAUGACAAAUUCCCCACCCACAAACAAACAAUUGAUGAGAAAAGCUCCACCGUGCCGGGGGGGGGGACGAUUCGACAAAUGACCGAGAGGGAUGGGUACGCUUGGAAUUGACUGAACCAUAAGGAUAUGAAACAAAUGCACUUGGGUGUGCUUUCCGCGUAAUUCUUUAUAAACACUGUUCAUCAACGAAAGAAAGAGUUUUUUGAAGUAAAUGAACAAAAUGACAUCAACAUGGGCGCAAACGGCGCUGCUUUUUGAUAUGUCGUGCAAACGAAAAGCCAUCCUGUCUUUUUAACAUUAAAAUGUUGAUUGUUUAAACGCAGAAUGAAUUCUGUUUGUUGCAGUUGGGUGUCUUCAUCACAAUUAACAAUUCAAAACCCACAAAACAAGGCUCAGCUCUGGUCGUUUCACUCAGUUUUUUCUUUGGCUACACAUUUCGUGGGACCCUUUCUGUUAGUUUUGCCGAUAGAACGAAAUAAUCUUUCCUUUGUGGUAAAAAGAAAAACAGGAAAAACCAUGAUCGACACUCUUGUUUAAUUAAACUUUGUUGAUCAGGCCAAUUUAUCAAGUCCACGACGCGACGGCGUCACUAAAGAGAAUUGGUUUGAAUACAGUUUUGAUCAUCGCUUUCAAUUAAGACCUAACGACGAUCCAAACAUUUUUAUUUUCACCGAUAAAACAAUAGAGUUAAACGAGGACCAUUUCAUAAAUCAGUCUGUGGCACGAAAUAUUACUUUUCCACUUUUAGAUAUAAGAUUAAAGUAGAGUUAAAAAAUAUUGUCAUUUCAAAUAAACACUGAAAGGGGGUGGCUGGUAAUCUCACUGACCAAAGUGGGAAAGUUGUGCGGGAAUUACACAGCAUGAAGAUAAUAUAAUAUAAUGGUUUUCCUAGUGUUUACCUAAACGUUAAGUAUUUUAAUUUAGAAGACAUGUCCCAGAACCAAUAAGAGCUUUCAGUUUCUGCUUAUUUAGAAAGUCACCGUGUUCAAGAUCGGUCUUCAAAUUAUUGCUCGCGGUUUUCAUCGGCCAAUGAACAAAGUUUAAUUAUCUUUUACCCAUUUUGUUGUUAUCAGCAGGUUGAUGAAUAUUGCAACAUUAGCAGCUGUAUUUGUGAUAACAACUUCCGAAUGUGAUACUUAGUUACCUCGCUACUCUUAGAUGUUGAGGUUCAGUUGUGUAAUAAUUGUAAAAUCUUCGCCUGUAUUUGCUAUCACGGUUUGAAGUCACUGUUUUGUGUGGUAACUUGCUGCAACUGACAAGAAGCCCUUUCGUGCCGCGUUUGAUGACCUUAUUUAAAAAGGUGGUGAUGAGAUAAACAUCCAUAAUCAUAGCGAGGAAAUGUGAUCACAGUCUUCAAGCAGUAUCAACAGAUAAGCUACACUGUCAAGUGCAACUGCGUUGGUGAUACGUCUUGCAAGAAGCGUGAAAGAAAUGUAAGUUUCCUCCAUUGUUCGUUCUUUUAAAAACUGUAUAAUUCAACUGAAUUAAAUGAUUUUUGUUUUGAUAUCCGAAAAUGAUAAUUUACGAGGAAAAAUUUCCAAUUCAUGGUACAAAAUUUCCUAAUCUAUCACGUUUGUAAAAAAGAAACUGAAAAAUGCAAAAUGAAGAUUGAACCAUCUCAUUAUUUCUUAUUAGUUUUAACUUUUCAACUAUGGUUAAUUCCAUCCGUUCCACGUUUCAGCAAAUGAUAAAUAAAACUGUUUGCCGUUAUUAAUUUUUUUUUCUAGAAACUUUUCUUGAAUGGUUGUCAACAAGUAACAUCUGUCAUCAUGUCCUGCACAGAGAACUGUACUCAAAAUGAAACGACUAUACAAGCAACCUACAUAAAUCCAGAAUUAUCUCCAGAAUCAGUUGUGAUUCUCACUGUCAUCUGUGUUUUAACAAGCAUGUUUGGAACCUUUGGAAAUUCCUUGGUUAUCCUUGCCGUAAUGAAAUCUGAAGGCCUUCGUAGUAUUCCUGACUUUGUCAUAUUAAGUUUAGCAUUUUCAGAUUUCACCGUCUGUUCUGUUUACCUACCUCUGUCGGCUUAUAAGUACAAUUACUAUACAAGCCCAAUAUCACAUCCUGAUUCAGCGUUUUCUAUCGUAACCAGCUUUUUUGGACACAUUUCCCUGAUCGGGUCUGUUACAAACAUGUUUGUUGUAACAGUUGAUCGCGUCAUUGCUAUACGAUUUCCGCUCAAAUAUCCGUCCAUCAUGACAGUCAAAACAGCCAUGUUCGCCAUUGCGCUGGUUUGGUUCAUUUCUUUCGCUUUUGGGGGGAUCUACGCACGGGACAUCGGCGUUUCACGGUUCAUUAUACUUUCUUACUGCAUUAUUCUUUUGUUAGUCACCCUCAGUAUGUACGCCUACAUCUUUUACGCCGCAAGGAAGCAAGAAAACAAAGUUCACUCUCUGAAUUCAUCCACGCAGCCAAAUAUUUCUACUGAUCAACAGAAAGCCGAGAAAAAAGCAGCAAAAACCAUUUUCACCGUUGUUGGAAUUUAUGGCCUGUGUUGGCUACCCUUAUUACUUCUCCCGAUCAUUGUUAAUCCUUCCACGGAGGAAGUUUUGUUUAAGAGAUGUUUUCCUUGGGUCCAAACGGUUCUGUCAUGUAAUUCUGCGCUGAAUCCGUAUGUUUAUUGUUUGAGAAGCCGUAAAUACCGCAAACAGUUUGCCAAGCUCUUGCGAAUAAAGGGUGCCGAAAAUAUUCAUUCCAACACGGCAUCGAACACCUAUACUCGCCACUAG